AUGGAUAUCACUACUUGUACUAUUUUUGCUAUUUUUGUUUUGAUAAUAUUUAUCUUGUGUGGAAUAUUUUACAAUUAUUUUGUGAAACAAAAUGAAUCGACAUUACUAACAUUAGUUGUUUUUAUUUUAUCUCUAAGUACAACCUUUACUUUAGUUUUGUUCAUACCGAUAGAUAUAUAUUUGGUAUCAAAUGGGAACUUAGAGAUAUCAAAUUUAGAGAUAAGCCAGAAGCUUAUAUCCCGAUUUUAUAAUUCCAUGUUUUGGACUCUAAUAUUCGAAGCAUAUAUUUUAGUCCCGUUUUCUUAUUUUUAUCUUAAAAAUAAAAAAUCAUAUAAAAAUGAAUUUGAUGAUAAUUUAGAAGUUUGCGAAAAUGUAUUUGAAUCUUUGAAGAAAACAAUAUAUUUUAUAUUUUUUUUAGUUGCAGUUUCAAUAAUUGGUCUAAUUUAUCGACCUGGACAUAAAAUUCCAAUGGAAAAAGGAAAAGAAUUGGAUUAUAUUUCCGAUUUAUUUGAUGUGAAACAUACUGGAGAAUCUGCCAUUUUGUUUUUGAUGGGAUGUGUCGUCUUUAUUGGUGUAUCUUUUUGGGUUUCAUACACAAGCUAUGGAUUGGCCUGCUUGCCCAUUGAACUAUUGAAACAAAAAAAUAUAGAAUACGACAAAAAAGAAAUCGAAUAUCGUUUUGAAAACUUAAAAGAGAAAGAAGCGAUGAUAAAGAAAAAAUAUAACACACUAAACGAAAUAAAGGAUGAUGAUAGAGAUGAAAUUUUAAAAAUUAAUAAUAUGAAAAGAUUGCUGAGCAAAUACAAUUAUAAGCUCCAAGAAAUCGAAAAAAUAUCAGAAUCUUGGGUAUCAUAUAUAAUAGGGAUUGCACUCACAUUUCGAAUUUUAACGGGAUUAAUAUUUUUAACAUUCUCAUCAAUUAUAUUUGUAUCUCUUUUGGCUUCCAUAACGGAUAAAUAUUUUAAUUCCAUUUGCGCCUACAAGUGUGGAUUUGUUUUGGAUCAAAUAAAUACACUAUAUAAUAUAGUUGAUUCAUCGUUGAUAUUUUUUUCAAAGUACUUUCCAUUAGACAUUUUAGUUCUAGCUAGUUUGGCUUUGUAUAUUUUUUGUUGCUCAGUAUACGGAAUUAUAAAUGUUGGAAUUAGAAUUUUUUUUAUUCCAUUAUACAAAUUGAAGCCCAAAAAAACAUCCCCAGAAACAAUGUUAGUUUUCUCUUUCGUAUUGAUCCACAUCAUUUUAGUAUUAAUCAUGAGUCUUUUAACGAUUGCACCAAACUAUGUAACAUAUGGAAUACAAAAUAUAAAGAUAGAUGAUGAAAUAGGAUAUAUAAAAUGUUCCUUAAAAACAGAUAAGCACAUUUGUAAGAUGUCAGUUUUGUCUCGAUUUUUUAACAAGAUUUUUUUCGGAAUUCCAUACUUUGCAAAUAGUUACUUUUUUUCCAACUGGUUUUUUAUACUUAUGUACACACUUUCCCUGUUGUACACAAUUUGUUUUAAAAAGUCAAGCUAUUUAGAUCGGUUAAAUGAUCCCAAUUUAAGUUCCGAAAAUUUGGAUGAGAAAAUGAAUUUAUUACCCAUGGAAAAGUUAACAUAG
Molecule: messenger RNA, 1593 nt
Organism: Plasmodium yoelii
Lineage: Eukaryota; Apicomplexa; Aconoidasida; Haemosporida; Plasmodiidae
Product: LMBR1 domain-containing protein, putative
Exons: 20
Coding region: 1-1593 (530 amino acids)
Biological process (GO): protein localization to vacuole
Cellular component (GO): vacuolar membrane
Source: RefSeq, a predicted model, not a curated record